CUUUUGUUGUUAAUAAUUGUUAAUUCAAUUAUCUACCACUUUGAAUUCUUUAAAUUUUUAAAUUAUCUUCAAUAAAAAGGCAUUUACUCUGAAGCAUGACACUAGGAGAGAUACGAAUUGAGAAGAAGAUACAAACCGAGAAUAAAAAGCUAAGCGAACACACAAUGACAACAAACAAGAACAAUAAACCCGUAGAUAACGGGAUAUCCAUAGACAAAAUCAAUGGAAACACAAAAUUUGAAAAGCAGAUCGAUUCAACUAUAUCAUUUUUACGUGCUGCCCGCAGUGGAGAUAUAACAAAACUUCUUGAUUUUAUUGAAAGUGGUGAGAUAUCGGAUAUUAAUACUUGCAAUGCGAACGGACUUAACGCUCUACACCUAGCGGCAAAGGAUGGAUAUGUCGAAAUUUGUACUGAGUUGCUGAGGAGAGGCAUUCAAGUGGACAACGCCACAAAAAAGGGAAAUACAGCCUUACAUAUAGCGUCGCUGGCGGGUCAGCAAAAUGUUAUUAAGCAACUUAUUCAAUCGAAUGCAAAUGUAAACGUUCAAUCGUUAAAUGGAUUUACACCGCUGUAUAUGGCAGCUCAGGAGAAUCACGACAACUGUUGCCGAUUUCUUCUGGCAAAAGGAGCAAACCCGUCUCUUGCCACAGAAGACGGCUUUACACCAUUGGCCGUGGCAAUGCAGCAAGGUCACGACAAGGUGGUGGCAGUCCUCCUAGAAAGUGAUGUUCGUGGCAAAGUGCGUCUUCCGGCACUUCAUAUUGCAGCCAAAAAGAACGACGUAAGCGCAGCCACACUGUUGCUGCAGCAUGAUCAUAAUGCCGACAUUGUUUCUAAGUCUGGCUUUACGCCCCUGCACAUUGCCGCUCAUUAUGGAAACGAGGAAAUAGCCUCCUUGCUUCUGGACCACGGUGCUGAUGUAAACUAUAUUGCCAAACACAACAUAUCGCCGUUACACGUGGCCUGCAAGUGGGGAAAGUAUACAGUGUGCAGCCUUUUGUUAUCCCAUGGCGCUCGUAUAGAUGGACCGACUCGUGAUGGCCUGACACCGUUACACUGUGCCUCACGUUCAGGCCAUGUUGAGGUUAUUGAGCUCCUGCUUCGUCAUAAUGCUCCAAUAUUAUCAAAGACAAAAAAUGGAUUGUCGGCCUUGCAUAUGUCCGCACAAGGCGAGCACGAUGAAGCGGCGCGUCUUCUUCUGGAACAUAAGGCUCCAGUAGACGAGGUAACCGUUGAUUAUUUGACUGCGCUCCAUGUGGCUGCACACUGUGGCCAUGUGAGGGUGGCCAAACUUCUGCUUGACUACGGUGCAAAUGCAAACUCACGCGCCCUCAACGGUUUCACCCCCCUUCAUAUUGCCUGUAAGAAGAAUCGCAUCAAAGUUGCUGAAUUGCUUAUAAAGCAUGGGGCUACCAUUAGUGCUACCACGGAAUCUGGCCUUACACCAUUGCACGUGGCUAGUUUUAUGGGCUGCAUGAACAUUGUCAUAUACUUGUUACAGCAUGACGCUAACCCAGAUAUACCAACAAUACGCGGAGAGACACCAUUGCAUUUAGCAUCACGUGCCAAUCAAACGGAUAUAAUUCGAAUUUUGCUUCGCAACGGAGCGCAGGUGGAUGCUGUUGCUCGGGAAGGACAAACACCGCUUCACGUGGCAUCUAGAUUGGGCAAUAUUGAUAUAAUUAUGUUAAUGUUGCAGCAUGGAGCCAAUAUAAAUGCUGAAACUAAGGACAAAUACGCGGCGCUUCACAUUGCGGCGAAGGAAGGUCAGGAGGAAGUCUGCUUAUCGUUGCUCGAGAGCGGUGCUCGACUAGACGGAGUCACACAAAAGGGGUUCACUCCAUUGCAUCUAGCUAGCAAAUACGGAAAAGAAAAGGUAGUAGCGCUAUUGCUCGAAAAGGGUGCUUCUAUUGAUUGUCAGGGCAAGAACGAUGUGACGCCUUUGCACGUAGCGGCGCAUUAUAACCAUCAGCCGGUAGUGGCGGUACUUCUGGAAAAGGGUGCAUCGCCGCAAAUAUGCGCACGCAACGGACACAGUGCCGUGCAUAUUGUUGCAAAAAAGAACAACUUGGAAAUGGCCCAGCAACUUGUACAACAUGGUGCUGAUGUCAGGGCAAUUAGCAAGUCUGGCUUCUCUCCACUUCAUCUGGCCGCCCAAGAGGGACACUUGCCUAUGGUCGAAUUUUUGCUAGAAAAUGGUGCUACAAGUGCUGCAGCUAGGAACGGCUUAACUCCGUUACAUUUAGCUUCCCAAGAAGGCCACGUCCCUGUGGCGCGGACUCUACUGGAAAACGGUGCUAAAAUUUCAAAUCGCACCAAAAAUGGGUAUACGCCGCUACACAUUGCCGCCCACUAUGGACAAAUCAAUCUGGUAAAAUAUCUCCUUGAAAAUGAUGCUGAUAUUGAAAUGUCCACCAACAUUGGCUAUACACCACUACAUCAGGCUGCCCAGCAGGGUCAUAUAAUGAUCAUUAAUCUCUUGUUGCGCCACAAGGCUAAUCCAGAUGCUUUAACAAACAGCGGUAAAACAGCUCUAAAUAUCGCAAGCAACCUGGGCUACGUUACAGCAGUAGAAACACUAAAGGUGGUCACCCAAAUCUCCAUCACAAAUACAAGUACUGGAGUGGUGGAAGAAAAAUAUAAGGUUGUAUCACCGGAGCUUAUGCAUGAAACGCUACUCUCUGAUUCUGAAGACGAAGGUGGAGACGAGCUUUUAGAUCAUAAUCAAUACAAAUAUAUGGCUACCGAUGAUUUAAAAGCAAACUAUGGUCAUGACCACGACCAUCCAAACUUCGACACCACAAAUCCUGGAAAUGAUCAAGUGGAUGUAUCGGUUAGACACCCUCUCGAAAAAGAAAUGAUUGAUCAUGAAGAACAGGGGCUGAAUGCAUCUACGACAGGACGUCAAUGCGAUAAUGCUCUCAUUGUCCGGCCACCUGUUCACUUGGGAUUUCUCGUAUCGUUCUUAGUAGAUGCCCGUGGUGGAUCUAUGCGCGGGUACCGACACAGUGGAGUACGCAUAAUUGUUCCCCCAAAGGCAUGUUCUGAGCCCACGAGGAUUACUUGCCGCUAUGUCAAGCCCCAGAGAGUAGCAAACCCUCCUCCUUUAAUGGAGGGCGAGGCACUGGUAAGUCGUAUUCUCGAAAUGUCCCCGGUGGAAGGAAAGUUUUUGAGCCCAAUUACACUAGAAGUGCCCCAUUUCGGCUCGCUUAGAGAGAACGAGCGCGAAAUUAUUAUACUGCGUUCGGACAACGGCGAGAGCUGGCGAGAACAUAGCUUAUAUGAGAAUGAAGAACAAAAUUUAGACUCCUUGAACGACACCAUUGAUACAGACGUUAAUCCGCUGGAGGAAUUACACACAAGCCGAAUAGUUCGUAUCGUUACACAGAACGUUCCGCACUUUUUUGCUGUUGUAUCGCGUGUGCGUCAGGAGGUGCAUGCUAUCGGACCCGAUGGCGGAACGGUUUUUUCGAUGGCUGUACCACAGGUUCAAGCCAUUUUUCCUCCUCAUGCCUUGACUAAGAAAAUUCGAGUCGGUCUUCAGGCACAACCAGUAGACCUGGUUGGUUGUUCCAAGCUGCUCGGGCAGGGCGUUGCUGUAUCACCGGUGGUAACAGUGGAACCUCGUCGGCGCAAAUUUCAUAAGGCGAUAACUUUGAGCAUACCUGCACCAAAGGCAUGCACCAAGGGCAUGGUGAAUGCGUCCUAUGGUAAUGGUAAUGCAAAUCCACCCACUCUAAGACUUCUGUGUUCUAUUACUGGUGGUCAGACACGAGCCGCAUGGGAAGACGUUACCGGAUCAACUCCGCUAGCCUUUGUCAAAGAUAGUGUUACAUUUACCACAACAGUUUCUGCACGCUUCUGGCUAAUGGAUUGCCGUAAUAUUGCAGACGCUGGGCGCAUGGCUACCGAGCUCUACACUUAUAUGGCUCAAGUGCCAUUUGUUGUCAAGUUUGUGAUCUUUGCAAAACGCAUUACCUAUACGGAAGCAAAGUUUUCGGUCUUCUGCAUGACUGAUGAUAAGGAGGACAAGACGCUAGAGCAGCAGGAAUACUUUAUUGAGGUUGCAAAAAGUAGGGAUAUUGAGGUGCUCCAGGACCAGACUAUUUACAUAGAAUUCUCCGGCAAUCUUGUGCCAGUUUUGAAGUCAGGAGAGCAAUUGAAUACCAAGUUCCAAGCUUUUCGGGAAAAUCGUCUUUCAUUUAUUGUUCAUAUCAAGGACCCAGAGUUGCCACACAGUCGCAUUUGUUUUAUGAGCGAACCUAAGGUGGGACCCGGAGAAGCUCCACAGAACCCAAUCUGCGCUUUGAAUGUGUCUGUGCAUGAUGAAAAACUAUCGGCACAUAACGAGAAUGGAAUAGUGGACGGCAUUGUCAAUGGAAAUAUAUUCUACAAGGAAAUUAACCGAAACGAUUUAAUAUUUACCGAAAUGAAGGCAUGCACAGCAGAAACGAUGGAAAUUGAUAAUCCGAAUAAGAAUGGUAUAACUGAACAACCAAAAAACCAAAAACUGAAAGCUGACUCCACUGAAGGAUUCCAUCAUGCUGAAAAAAGGUUGUUGGAUAUUUCCAUCCUUAUAGGCAGUGACUGGCCACAACUUUUGAAGGAAUUGGGUGUACCCGAGACCGACAUCGACCUUUUCAAUGCUGAGAACCUUGGAGACCUUACAUCCGAGCAGCGCAUGUUGAUGUUACAGCUUCGGCGGGAAGAAGAGCAACAAGGCCUAUCCGCAGCAGAAGUGUUAACCCAAGCUCUUAACAGAAUUGGUCGUGUCGACAUUAUAGAUAAGUGCAUUUCUAAUAUGGGGCAUAUCAUUGAUGAGUCGGAGCUCCCUUUGAAUACUGCGAGAAAGAAUGUGUCUCUGCCGCCUAUCCCUACAUAUACUGGCACAGAUUCACCACAAAUGGAAGAUGGAAAUUUGUGUACUACUCCACCGUCAACUCCAAUUCAAGAUGAAACUAAUCAAUCAGGCUGCGAAACGAGAGGCAUACAAAAAACUGUGUCGAAGCACACAAUGCAGUUGCUGGGAAAAGCUCCAGAACGUGUUAAUCAUCGCAAAGAAGCUCUAACAGAUGAUUCGUUUAUGACAGGGGACUAUCAAUAUGAAAAUGAACCAAUUGAUGUAACUGAAAUUGCCAAGGAGUUGACAGUUCAGUCAAUUAUGUUGCAGAAAGAUGCCACAAAUGUUAAAAUGAGCGGAAAUUCUGCUAUUGAUGAAUCAAAAAAAUAGAUCUGCAGGAAAUUCAAAGGACAAUUAAAAGUUUGAUUCAAUUCAAUGUUUUUAUUCAAUGUUGCAUCGUAUAUUUAUUAUUUAUUUAUAUUAUUACCAAUGUAUUCGUUUCUUAUUUGUCUACAGCAAUAAACCUAUAAUUUCGUCUUUUUA
Drosophila guanche is the source of this 5384-nucleotide messenger RNA. Its product is annotated as ankyrin-3. NCBI's taxonomy places the organism in Eukaryota, Metazoa, Arthropoda, Insecta, Diptera, Drosophilidae. The coding region runs from base 96 to 5231 and encodes 1711 amino acids. Gene Ontology annotation, biological process: signal transduction. The transcript has 12 exons. The record is from RefSeq and is a predicted model, not a curated record. Gene Ontology annotation, molecular function: protein binding.